CCCCCCCCCCCCCCCCCCGCACCGAAGCCCGGCUACUAGCCCCUGUCCUGUGGAACGGCCAAUCAUGGACUUGUCACAGAAGCCCCUUUUCCUCAGCUCAGAUUGCCAGCAGUGGCUGGACAGUAAUGAAAUGAAGCGGGGCCGAGCCGCCUCCUUUGCACUGUACCUCCGCCCCGCAGGCGCGACCAUGCGCCGAUAAAUUUCCAGCGCCCCUGUGCAACGACGACGACACCUACGACAAACACACGAGUAGAGACAGGCUGAGACGACAAAGAGCAGAUAUGAGCACCUCCAACGCUGUCGAAGGCAAGGGAGAUGCCGGCGUCAAACUCGACUCGACGUCGGCAGUUCCGCCGCCCUCCCCGAUGGAGUCGAAUCACCGCGAGAGGCUGGUGCAGCGCCUCCGUCGCAUCUCGCUCCGCAGCAACGCUUCUCGAGGCUCGCCAACGAAAGGCAAAGGGGAAGCGCCUGUAGCAGAAGCCGUCAUUGGACAUGCACGCAAGGAAGAUGACGGCACCGAGCUGGCUAAAGCUGCGCCUCAAGAAGCAAAGGCGCCAGCACCGCCCUCGAAAGAUACAGAACCAGAGCAGAAGUCGGCUCAAAAGGGAACCCUAGCGCCCGUGCCACGACCGAUGCUUGAAUCGGAAGAGCCUGACGAACCGCAGCCCGUGGACUUGGGGGCCCAAAUUUUGGUCUUUGGGCCUGACCAAGCCAUGGCCGACAUACAAGCAAGGGUCGACGAGGUGUACGAGGCACAGGUUGCCAAUCAGUUUGGAAGCGAUCGCUGGGCUCUCUUCUUCAAGCCCGGUCAGUACACGCUCGAUGUCCGCGUGGGCUACUACACAACGGUACAUGGCCUCGGUUCGAGCCCCGAGGACGUAGUCAUCACGGGCGCAGUCCGGGUCAAGGCCGACUGGAUGGAGAACAACAACGCCACCGUCAAUUUUUGGCGCGGUGUCGAAAAUCUCACAGUGAUUCCGACCAUCGAAGAAGACGAAUCCAUUCUCGUUUGGGCAGUCUCCCAAGCCACCUUCUUCCGUCGUGUCCAUGUCAAGGGCCCAGUCGUCCUUUCCGAUCACGGCGGCUGGUCUUCAGGCGGCUUCAUUGCCGAUUCCCAGAUCGACGGGCAGAUCGACAAUGGCACUCAGCAACAGUUCAUCACCCGCAACGUUUCGAUGGGCUCCUGGACAGGAGGGUCGUAUGCCCAGGUCUUUGUUGGCGACCUAGGUGCUCCCAAUGAGGACUGGCCAAAGGUGCCAUUCUCUACCAUCAAAAAGACGCCCGUCGUGCGAGAGAAGCCCUACCUUGUCUAUGAUUCCACGGCAGACGCCUACCUCGUCGCCAAGCCAGCUACGAAACCCUGCAGCGUUGGUCCCAGCUGGACUGGUGAAGGCUCUGUCAAGGACGCCACAGUGGCUCUCUCUUCAUUUUACGUGGCCGACCCGACAAAGGACAACGCCGAUACUUUGAAUGCUGCCCUGGUCAAGGAGAUGUCGGUCCUCUUUACGCCCGGCGUCUAUCUGCUCGGAUCUGCGCUUGCUGUUACGGCUCCUGGCACGGUCCUCCUCGGCCUGGGUCUUGCAACGCUUAAGCCUGUUAACGGGACCGCGGCUCUUACCAUCGCAGAUGUGGAAAAUGUUCAUGUCGCCGGUCUGCUCCUGGACGCGGGCGCCAACUUCUCCUCGAGCCUGUGCACGGUCGGUGACGCUGGUUCUGGCUCCCUGAACUGGACUCCCAAUGACAAGCCAGUCGUUCUCAGCGACGUCUUCUGUCGCGUUGGCGGCGCGGGGCUGGGGCGCUGCGACAACUGCAUCACAAUCAAUCGUCGGGACACCAUUGGGGACAAUCUUUGGUUGUGGAGGGCCGACCACGGCGACGGAGUCGGUUGGUACCUCAACCCUUGCAACACCGGACUCGUCGUCAAUGCCGACUAUGUGACAAUCUACGGCCUCUUCAACGAGCACCACAAAGAGUAUCAGACUAUUUGGAAUGGCAAUCAUGGUCAGGUAUUUUUCUACCAGUCUGAGCUGCCGUACGACCCGCCAAACAACAAUGUCUGGUCUCACUCGCGUGUGGCUGGAUGGGCCUCCUACAAGGUCUCCAAUGCGGUCACGUCUCACUACGCCACGGGCCUGGGCAUCUACUGCGUCUUUACCAACCCCAAUGUGUACGGAUUCUCUGCUAUUGAGCAGCCGACCUCGCACGCUUCUUAUGAGCCCAAGGCCGUGCUCGUCAGACAUGCGACCACGGUCCGCUUCGGAGGGGCCACCAACUCUGGCAUUGACCACGUCAUUAAUGACCUUGGUGCCACGAUCAACGAUACUAACAAGGAGGCGCAGCUCGAGAGCGCUUAUGAAUGAACUGUCAGCGACUUGUUCGCAGUAGAAUGAUGGACAGUCUUCUUUCUUAUGAGUAACGAAUGACGAUGACUAUAUUCAAUGACGAUAGUGCGAGACCGGGACUCGGAUAAAUUAAGACGAUGAUACACU
Messenger RNA from Acaromyces ingoldii, 2489 nucleotides. RefSeq lists its product as hypothetical. Lineage: Eukaryota; Fungi; Basidiomycota; Exobasidiomycetes; Exobasidiales; Cryptobasidiaceae. The record is from RefSeq and is a predicted model, not a curated record. The transcript is spliced from 4 exons. The coding region runs from base 282 to 2360 and encodes 692 amino acids.